Chiroxiphia lanceolata (lance-tailed manakin) is the source of this 7109-nucleotide messenger RNA. It is a transcript of the gene ACOT9, whose product is annotated as acyl-CoA thioesterase 9. Bases 2977 to 4122 code for a protein of 381 amino acids. The transcript is spliced from 13 exons. Gene Ontology annotation, biological process: acyl-CoA metabolic process. The record is from RefSeq and is a predicted model, not a curated record. Gene Ontology annotation, molecular function: fatty acyl-CoA hydrolase activity. NCBI's taxonomy places the organism in Eukaryota, Metazoa, Chordata, Aves, Passeriformes, Pipridae. Gene Ontology annotation, cellular component: mitochondrion.
AAAUGUAUUUUACUUUAUUUGUGAAACCGAGGUAGUUGAAACAAGGCUUCUGAAUUGGUACUUUGUGGAUCACAAACUUCUGAGAUUUCUCUGGCAGAAGAUCUUUAGCACUAAAGGAACAAAAUAUGUGAUGUUGAUGUGUAAAAGAUUGUCCCGUUAGCUUUGAAUCCAAUGGAAGUUUAAGAGCUGUAGAGUCAGUCUGGCUGGCAAUGUCAUGUUGCUGUUACCUUUGAGUUACCUCUAAGUGGAUUGCCCACGUGGUGAAUUUAUCCUGCACUGGAUUCAGAGGCUGGUUCACUGUGAAGCAGGCUGCAUGUCACUUUGGAAAAUUGUCAGCUCAGUAUCAGGGUCUCCUUAAUCACAAGCAUCUUUAGCAUUUCCUUUGUCUCCUCUAACUUAAUUUUUGACUAAUUUACAUAUAAUUUAAACAAUUGACGUUUUGACCUUAUUCAGGUUACCUUCCUCCCUCUCCAUUACGUUCACUAAGCCAGAGUUGUCUGUAAUCCUCUACUGUUACAAUUCUGAAAAAUUCAGUAUAGCAGUCUAGGGGAAUUCUGUAUUGCAGCUUGAUUGGUCCCAUGUGUAUUGUUAAUUUUCUUAUGGCUGUGUUUGCUCUUCUUACACACUCUGUGCACUGAUAGGGGAAUGAAGAGAGGUUCACUUGGGUGGAAUGUCUGAUGAAGACCUUCUGAUUCAGUUUAUCUAGGCAGAAUUGUAGGCAUGCUAACAAAAGUGCCUGAAUCCAGGAAGCUGAUUUUUGCUUAGUAAGAGUAGGAUCUAAGCAUGAAGGGGCUUGAAAUUUACAGUGGGUCAGCUAGAAAGGGCUCUAGAAAUUGUUUUAUGAAAAAGCUUUUCCCAUAGCCCAGAAUGGCUGGGGAGAAAUGACUCCAUGUGGAAAUACCAUCGGAGGAUUGAGAUUUUAGAGGGCUCUGGUCAAAUCUGACCCGCUGCCCCCAUCCUGGAAGGAGAGCAUACUGAAGCCAGGAUCAGCACAGCAGUGUUUUUCCUAGGUAGGUAGGUCUUUUGUGCUGUGCAAGAUGCAGCAGAAAUGGUUUACAGAGUACUGAAUGCUUCAGCUGCCAUGGAGAAGUAAAGCUGGGGAGACCAUAGCUGGGAGUGCUUGAGAAUGACAGGUUUAAUUGGGGAGGUUGGGAGGGCAUGGAUCAUGUAGCCUUUGAGAUCCCACUUUUAAAACGCAGCGACAAAGAGUUGAUACAUGUGGAGACUGAACAUCUGGGGAUGAAAUUGAGGCCACAGAAUGACUGAAGAGAACAAGUCUGAGGGAACAGGAUGAUAGGGGUCCUGAAAUUGGAGCUAGAGAAGGACUGAUGUACAUGCAUCUGGAUUGUUGGGAGAGAGGAGAGAUGCACGUUGGAGGAACACCUUCAGCCAUCAAUUUUGUGAAAAGUAAACUUCAGUUUGUGAUUUCUCUUGUAAAGACCAGUGACAUUUUGUAUUAAUUUGUUAUUAAAAAGAAAUAUCUUGCUUAUAUGUUUAUUCUGGUUUUGUACUUAAAUUGUAAUUAAAAUUAUUAAUCUGUUCCUUGUUAAAUAUAGUCUAGAUGGAGUUGUGGAUAUUUCAGAAAUAGAUAAACAUUUCUCAGAAUGUUUAGGGCAGGUGUUAGUUAAUAAUUAGGUGAAUUAUUGUUACUGUAUGACUAAUACUGCAGUGUGUAACAGUAUUUGUUUGUCGAAAAAUGUUACUGCAUUGAGCCCCAUACUUCUGUAUAUUGAAGUGCAAAUUCUGAAGUGGAAGUCAAGAAGAGUUCUGCUGCUGACCUCAGAGGAGCCAGGAUGGGACUGGUGAAAACAGAAUAUAAUUGAAUUUUUAUUGUUUGGUUUCUUUGUGUUUGUAGACAAAUUUCUGAUUUACUCUUUGAUUAAUUUCUCUUAAACCUUUCACUGAGAGACCUUGGAAAAAAGUUUUUUAAAAAGCCUGAAGGUGAAUCAUCUUGAAUGUUACAUCUUUCCUUAAUCAUCUCGUAUAUUCUAUUUCUGUGCCAUGGCAUAACUUCAAACAUUAACCCUCUGGAGGAGGUUGUUAUCUUUCUGUUUCCUCUGAACUCUGGUAGUCAUGUUGCCGAGAUGAGGUAAACCAUAUCUCCUGUUUAAAACAAACAAACAAAUAAAACUAACUGAAGUUUUCUGCUAGACUUUUACUCUCUUUGAUCAUGGAUUAUUCAUAUUUCCCAAAAACUUAUUAAACAGAAAAGAGAGAAUAUAAAUAUGGUGAAGCUUGACUUUCUGAAAUAAAACUCAAGCCAAGUAAGCCUGAAUCUUAAAUGGCUAAUACCCAGAAUUCAUCCAAAGUCAAAACUUAAGACAAAUUUUCUUUUUGGUGAAAAGGUUCUCUCUUUCUCCCUUUCUUCCUUUCCCCCCCCUCUCUUCCCUCUCUCUUUCCCUCUCUGGUUUUGUUAAGCACAAUGUCACUGAUCUCAGCAAUGCAGCGUGCACUAACUGAAGGAAUGAUGCAUAUCCAGAAGUUUAACGUUGGUUGCUUGGUGUUUUAGGCCUUCACUUGCUCUUUGAAAUGGAUCCAUAGUUUUGCAUACUCCUUGGAGCAUUUUUAACCCUUAGGUUUUUAAUAGAUUCUAGGGAUGCUAUGAAAUAUUUGCUUUAUUUGGUUAGGUUGCACUUUUAAGAGGAGGGAACUUUGGUGGAACAGGUAAGAGAGAACAUUGGGCAAGACUGUUACAUCUUGUAGAUACCUGUGCAAGGAACCAACUUGAUAGAUUGCAGAGAAGUGACAGUAAGUUGGCCCUUAUUCGACUGUGAGAGUUGCAGCCCCUCUGAGUUGGUGGUGCUGGAAAAGCAGCUCUGAAGGAGCAGUGCUCCCUUCUCUGUAUUGUUUCUUUCUGUGACUUUUUUGUAUAGUCGUAAGAUAUCUGGGUAGGAAGAGAGAAAGAAAUAGGUUAGUUUUCCCUGUCUUUUAGCUUGCUGUAUGAAGUGAUGCUGUAAAGGGGCAACUCACCUGUGGAUGAUAGCAAAUCUUAGCAGUGAUCAUGUGCAAGCAAUGCAAGAAAGAAAAGCUCUUCAUACUUUACUGGCAAAACGUCAGGAAGAUCUCCCUCCCAGAAGAAUGAAGGACAGCUACUUGGAAGUUAUUCUACCUCUAGGAAGUCAGCCUGAAAUAAGAGAAAAGUACCUGAACGUACACAACAGUGUAAGAUUUGGAAGGAUCCUUGAAGAUCUCGACAGUUUAGGAGUUCUUAUUUGCUACACUCACACCAAGCAGGAAAUGCAGCCAAAGUCUCCCUUAUCCAUAGUCACAGCUCUGGUGGAUAAAAUCAAUUUGUGCAAGAAGAUUAUAUAUCCAGACUGUGACAUCAAAUUCACAGGCAAUGUUUCUUGGGUUGGGAAGACCUCAAUGGAAGUGACGAUGCACAUGCUGCAGCUACAUGAUGGUGAUUACAGCCCUGUGUUAGAUGCAACCUUUGUCAUGGUGGCCCGGGACCCAGAGAAUAAACGGCCAGCAUUUGUUAAUCCACUCGUUCCUGAGAGUCCUGAGGAGGAAGAAAUCUUCAAGCAAGGGGAAUUGAACAAGCUGAGGAGAAUUGAAUUCAGCACUGCUUCCUUACUGAAAAUGGCUCCCACUGCAGAAGAAAGAAACAUUGUGCAUGACAUAUUCCUUCAUACUUUGGACACAAAGACAGUAAGUUUCCGGAGUCGUAAAUUACCACCCAAUUCAGUGUGGAUGGAAGAUGCAAAGCUAAAAGGCCUACAGAUUUGCCAUCCUCAGGAACGGAACAUCUUCAAUAGAAUCUUUGGGGGUUUUCUCAUGAGAAAGGCAUUUGAACUGGGAUGGGCAACUGCUUGCAGCUAUGGGGGUUCCAGACCCUUUAUUGUAUCUGUUGAUGAUAUCAUGUUUCAGAAGCCAGUUGAGAUUGGAUCCUUAUUACUGCUUUCUGCACAGGUCUCUUACACAGAAAAAAACUACAUCCAGAUUCGAGUGCACAGUGAAGUUUAUGAUGCAAAUACCAGGGAGCACCAUACUACCAAUAUCUUCCAUUUUACAUUUAUAUCAGAAAAUGAGGUCCCACGGGUUGUACCUAAUACAUAUGGAGAGUCCAUGUUGUAUUUAGAUGGGAAGCGACACUUUGAUGCAGUCAUGAAAGAAAUCUGACAGGCACUGGGUGCUGCAUCAGCAGUGUAGCAGCACUGUCUUGGAAAGAGAUGGCUAAAGGACAGGUGCUUGCAAUACUCAAAAAACCCCCCAACAACCACCCAAAACCAAACCAAACCAUAACAAACCCAAACUCCGCAACAAAACCUGCCUUUUUAGUGCUCUUUAUGUAUUUGCAUAUAUUGGGAUUUUUUACUGUUUGCUACUAGAAGUUGUUGAAAUCUACUUUUGCAUACUAAUGCUACGAAAAAAGGCUGAAAAAUACAGUUUUGGCUUUAGAUAGCUUCUCUUUUUCUACUUUGAGAGAUCUCAUUACAACCUUUGCUGUCUUGUCACCAUCUGCCUUUGUUCCCUUAGUAGCUCUCCUUUGUGUUUCCCUGAUAAUGGAUAGAAGUUCUGUCAGAAAAAUGUGUGCAAUAAGUAGAUGCACACAGGUGGAGCAAUUUGACCUACAUUCUUGUGUGAAUUAGCUUUAAGGUCAUCAUUUUUUUUUAACAGGGACACAUGUAUCUAGGCAGCAGCAUAGGCUCAGAAGUUACUACUGUGUACACAAUGUAAAGCAGGUGUUUCCCAUCAGUGGGGAUUUUACAAGGUUAUUGCAGCUUCUGUUUUGGAUGGAUUCACAUUCCCUUAGGAGGAAACUGAUUUUUGCAAUGAAAUGAGGUGGCCAGGUGGUAUCUUCUGGCAUUCUGUUCAUGUGCAGCCAGUCCUUGCCAGCCUCUUCUAACUUUUGUUUGUUUUAAUAUAUAAUAGUAAGUCACUUCCUUAGUGAUUUAUUUCUCAUGUCCUGGAGACUAGACAUCUGAUUGGUAGGAUUGGGUGGGACUGAGAAAUGGCAUUGUAGAACAGAACAUUUUGGUUUAUUAAGGAUCGGGAACAAAAAAGGUAAAAUGCUGCUCAAAUGAUAAUGGCAAUGUUUGAUGCUGGAGUUAGGGGUCUAAAGAAUCUUUGUUGAGCAGCUCCCAAGUCAGCUGCUGAAUGGUGGGAGGAUCUUUAACCCACUGAGGGGUGGUACAGCUAGAGGACAGCCUCCCUCUCAGCUGGAUUAUUUACCUGCUUCCUUGGCAGACUGAAAUGCAGUAUGAGUAUUGCAUAGGUUGGCAAGUUUACCUGUGAAGGACAGAGUACUUUCCUACCACAGAGGGGACUCUAUGGUGGACAUAACUAUGGCAACAGGAAGUAAUAGGAAGAAAGUAAUGGAUACUGAAGUGCUUCUGAUGUAAUGUAGAAAGUUUUAAUAAUCUUGAGUAUCUGGCAGAUACAGCUCAACAUCUUGAAAUCAGGAAGGUGAGGGGAUGGGAGGCAUCAACUUUUAGCAGUGAAUAUAAUUAUCACAAGCACAAAACUAGACCUCUGAUACCUUCACAUCAAGACUGAUAUCCUGUCUGAUCAAGACACACAAAGAGGAGUUUGGCUCAGUGGUAGUUAAAUGGAUGACAUGUGAUGCCUUAUGAUACAUAAGAACAGACUCUGACUUUAGAUAACAGGUUGAUAAAAUAAAGCAGCAUGUUAUACUUUUGUUUCUGAGUAAGAAAAUCUGAGAAAUUCAUAAUUAGGACCAGUUUCCUUUGGUGCUAGGAUGGCAUGAAAUUCAUGGCUCCUGACAGCUGAUUGCUGUUCCUGUCAGGGUGGGCAUUGUAAUACAUCAGUCUUUUCUUUCUAAGACUCGGCUGCUGUUACUGAGGAGUGGGAUCAACAGCUUUCCAGUGGAGGCACAGGGGUGUUGCCCGCUCAGAUCAAUGCAUUGCCAUGAUAGUAACUUCUUGGUUCCUUCUGUAGGGUUUCUCUCUUCAGCCAUACUCCAGUGCUGACUCAGCUGUAUGAUUUUAUAAUCUUUUUCUUUAAUCGUUUUGAUGCUGUGGAGGUAUGUUGUAUUUUAUGGGCUUCUCCCUUUUAAAACUCUUUGGAAACUCAAUAUACUUGACUGACUACACAAAUAAAAAACUGAAAUUCUGUCUCAGCUUCUUCCCCCCUCACUGCAGGGAUCAAUGUUCACUGUUAAAAAAUAAAUAGGAAGGCGGGACGUGGAGGGAUCUAUUUCAGAACUAUGUAUUACUCCUGACUAGCUGCAGGUGUUUAUUAUUGACCCAGUGGUCCUAUUUGGAUUGCUUUUUUAUAACACUUGUAAGUUAAGGGGAUACAAAGUUCUUCCUCUACUGCCUUUUCAGCUGCAUUUAAAAAAAAAUGAUUAUCAUGAUUUCUAAAUUCAGCCUUUGGGAAGGGAUGGAGAGGAGAAAAGGUAAUAGAGUAGGGAGGAAGGCAUGACAUCAGAACCUCUGGACAGAGUGAAGAAGAUGAAUCCUUCAAAUUAAGAUGCUUAGAAAAAGUGUGUUCUCAAACUUCAUGAUAACUUAAUUACAUACCACAAUGACAGCAUUUACAGAAAUGUACGUACAGACAUACUGAAUGUGUGUGUAUAUAUAUACACAUAUGUAAAAGAUACUAUAUGUCUUUCUGUUUAUUACUAUAUAUAUGAGCUCAUGCAUUUUUUACUCUGAGAAGGUAACUCCAAGUUGUCACCCUCUCUGGUGAUAGGCUACAUGUGUCUUUGUUCAAGGGUAUGCAUGCUGCUUUAUACCUUUGUGUGUGAGAGAAAAUUGUUCUCAGAUCUCAGAAUUAAAAUAUUUUAACAUAGUAAUUAAUGUUGGGUUUAUGUUGCAACUUAAUGUCCAACCCGUCACUGCUGUAGGUGACUAACCGUUACCACAGAAGCCUAAAGGAACUGGUAGAUAAUCUUUGUAUUUAUAGUAAGCCUAUCUAUAUAACUGACUGUGGCUCUGUAGUGGGAAGUUAAUGUUUCUGUGGCCAUCAUGUCUUGGAAUACCAUCAGGAGGGGGAGCAGGAUUGCCUCCCCUUACCCCCUCGCUUAAUGGUGAUAUAAAAGGAGAUUUCUGUGGGACUGGCUGAACUCAGUGCCCAAGAAAGCACUUUCUUUUAAAUGUUAUUUUUCUGUGGCUAAAAAAAAAAUAUUAAAAUUAUUACUCAAA